UGCUUCUCAAUUACCGUGCGUUGCCAGGGCGAAAACCGGAUAGAUUGUAGCAGGGAGUUCGAAAUCCUCGUUGCACUCUGAUGAGGGAUUCUGCCGAAGAUGGCCCACACGAAACUCUCCGCCUUCUUCUCCCUUCUGCUGGGCAUUGCAGUUCAAGCAGAGGGCGAUGACCCCUGCCUGCCCACACCGCAGUCCAUCGACCUGGGCGACCGCUGCACCUGCCCCUUCACGACAAGCAUCGACGUCGAUCCGGCCCGAAUACCCCCUGCGCUGCCUAUGGUGAAGUGCAAGUGUCCGGGCAUUCUUUGCACGAUGCUGGGUGACUUUCGCUGCACCGAGGUGAGCAACACGUUCAGCGUGGUGCACCCUGCAGUCGACGGGAGCUUUGCCCCCAAGAAUGUGGUGCUGAGCACUUCCUGCGUCUGUGCCACUAGCAGGACAGAGAAUGGCGCUUUGGGUGACGGUCGAACCAUCAUGAUUGGGCGCUGAGGGUGAAUUCAUUGUUUCCCCCGUAGCCAAUAAAUUAAUUACACCGUAACA
Molecule: messenger RNA, 540 nt
Organism: Dermacentor andersoni
Lineage: Eukaryota; Metazoa; Arthropoda; Arachnida; Ixodida; Ixodidae
Source: RefSeq, a predicted model, not a curated record